This is a messenger RNA of Penicillium manginii, 1374 nucleotides long. RefSeq lists its product as uncharacterized. The record is from RefSeq and is a predicted model, not a curated record. NCBI's taxonomy places the organism in Eukaryota, Fungi, Ascomycota, Eurotiomycetes, Eurotiales, Aspergillaceae. The transcript is spliced from 2 exons. Bases 1 to 1374 code for a protein of 457 amino acids.
AUGUCGACCCAAUCACCUCACCCUCCUACGCCCAAGGGCCCUCGCAACGGCAAUCCCAAUCACCACAAUAACAACGCCAACGCCAAUAACAACCGAAGAUCUUCUAAGAAAAACACAAACACAAAUUCUACUCCCCACGUUCAGAAGGUUGCCAUGCUCAGCACUCCACCCUCAUCGCCCCCACGGAAUAUCAGCCCAGGUGUCGCGACCGAUUCGUCCGCCAACAUGCACUCCAAGAAGAAGCAGCCGCCGCGCUCAGUGAAGAAACUGCCCAACGGCAAUCGCGCUUCACCUGCGCCCAAUGGUGGGAAUGGUCAUCAGCGCCAAGUAUCUCAGCCAAGCAAUACCCCCGCUAAGGAUGCCGCCUACGCUGGUCCAACUUUUCAUGCAUCCCCCGCCCCGUCGGCUCUACCGAUGCCGAGCUUCUUUUCCAAGUCCUAUCCCGAAUCCGAUCUCCCGACUACCCUUGAGACCGAUAGUGAAGAGAACGAGCCAGUCUCGGAGACUACUCCGUCGAAACCUCGCGCUGCUCGCCCCCAACCGCAACAGCAACCGCAACCCCAGACUCAGUCCCAGCCUGCGGCCCAGCACAUACCUUCACCCAUUGAUUUCCUCUUCGAAGCCGCCAAACGAGCACGCAACCCUGACUCAAACCCACUGGCCAGUCCUGAGGCGGCAGCCGCUCGCUUACGUUCCCCGCAGACGGACUCCAAGGCCCUCCAUGGCAACAACAACACCGGUGGCGGCAUGUUCGCCUUUGAGAUGGGGUCUCCCGAGCUUCCCCUCUCUCAUACACAGUCCCAGCCCGCAUUGAACACCAUGGAAGAUCAACGCCGGCUGAAGACUGAGGAACUGAAACACCUGCUGCUCAACCCGCGACCACAGAAGCCACCAUCGUCGCUGUCUCCUCCGCAUGAAAGACAAAGUCCCGGGCCUAGACCCCACACCAGCGCCAAUGUUCCUCAUUACGCAACACCUAUGCGAACCACCUCCGGCCCACCCUCCACCAUGUCUCAUGGUCCCUCGCAGCCUCCACCCAUGCCAGGCAACUAUGCGUACGGACAGCAUCUGAACAACUCGCAGCCGAACUUCCGCAACACGAACUCGCCGCUGCGCCGUGAGCUCCCGCAUAACUCGGCUGGCUCCUCGCCAGCUCCGUAUGCGCAUUAUUACAAUGCGCCGGCCCCGCAGCAUGCAAGCUACGUCUCUCCUCAGCCGCAGUACACGAAUGCCGCAUUCCCCAUGCCUACGCAUUCGCCUUCGCCUACCAAGUCCCUGGAGACGAAGCAGAUCGAGGAUGAUCUGCGCCGCGUGUUGAAGAUCGGUGGGCCUGGGAUACCGUCCGGUGGGAUGCAGAGUUCUUUUGCGGCUUAA